AUGUCUGGUCGUGGUAAGGGAGGUAAAGGCCUUGGCAAAGGUGGCGCCAAGCGCCACCGCAAGGUCCUGCGCGACAACAUCCAGGGCAUCACCAAGCCCGCCAUCCGCCGCCUGGCCCGGCGCGGAGGAGUCAAGCGCAUCUCCGGCCUCAUCUACGAGGAGACCCGCGGGGUGCUGAAGGUGUUCCUGGAGAACGUGAUCCGCGACGCGGUCACCUACACGGAGCACGCCAAGCGCAAGACCGUCACCGCCAUGGACGUGGUCUACGCGCUCAAGCGCCAGGGCCGGAGAGAACCUGUGGCCGCGCACUCUUCCUCCCGCUUCUUCACUAUGGCUCGUACAAAGCAGACCGCUCGCAAGUCCACCGGCGGCAAGGCCCCGCGCAAGCAGCUGGCCACCAAGGCCGCCCGCAAGAGCGCCCCGGCCACGGGCGGCGUGAAGAAGCCCCACCGCUACCGGCCCGGCACCGUGGCGCUGCGCGAGAUCCGGCGCUACCAGAAGUCGACCGAGCUGCUGAUCCGCAAGCUGCCGUUCCAGCGUCUGGUACGCGAGAUCGCGCAGGACUUCAAGACCGACCUGCGCUUCCAGAGCUCGGCCGUCAUGGCGCUGCAGGAGGCCAGCGAGGCCUACCUGGUGGGCCUGUUUGAGGACACCAACCUGUGCGCCAUCCACGCCAAGCGCCCCAUCACAAUGUCUGGUCGUGGCAAGGGCGGGAAAGGCCUGGGCAAAGGCGGCGCCAAGCGCCACCGCAAGGUCCUGCGCGACAACAUCCAGGGCAUCACCAAGCCCGCCAUCCGCCGCCUGGCCCGGCGCGGAGGAGUCAAGCGCAUCUCCGGCCUCAUCUACGAGGAGACCCGCGGGGUGCUGAAGGUGUUCCUGGAGAACGUGAUCCGCGACGCGGUCACCUACACGGAGCACGCCAAGCGCAAGACCGUCACCGCCAUGGACGUGGUCUACGCGCUCAAGCGCCAGGGCCGCACCCUCUACGGCUUCGGCGGCUGA
This is a messenger RNA of Chionomys nivalis (European snow vole), 1002 nucleotides long. RefSeq lists its product as uncharacterized. Gene Ontology annotation, biological process: nucleosome assembly. The transcript is spliced from 4 exons. The record is from RefSeq and is a predicted model, not a curated record. Gene Ontology annotation, molecular function: DNA binding; protein heterodimerization activity; structural constituent of chromatin. Lineage: Eukaryota; Metazoa; Chordata; Mammalia; Rodentia; Cricetidae. Bases 1 to 1002 code for a protein of 333 amino acids. Gene Ontology annotation, cellular component: nucleosome.